Molecule: messenger RNA, 279 nt
Organism: Opisthorchis viverrini
Lineage: Eukaryota; Metazoa; Platyhelminthes; Trematoda; Opisthorchiida; Opisthorchiidae
Exons: 1
Coding region: 1-279 (92 amino acids)
Source: RefSeq, a predicted model, not a curated record
AUGCAGGCAUCGGAGGACUCGAUGGUGUCAAAUCGACAGGUUGUGAUACCGGAUUUGUCGGAUCGUUCCGGUCCAAGGUGGAACCAGGAGACCUGGAAUGGGAAGUGCGGCGCCGCCAUUGCGAAAACCGGAAGGCCGCUUGAGACUGCGAGGGACAGCGGGUUUGCUCUGCACUGGUUGGUAUCACUUGCGAAUGGGUUCGAACAAUAUCACGUGACGGGUUGGACAGGCGGGUGGCUGUUGCACAAAGCUGCGCUGCUUCGAUCACAGAAUCCGUGA